This is a messenger RNA of Clonostachys rhizophaga, 1257 nucleotides long. The record is from the annotation of a GenBank genome assembly. Lineage: Eukaryota; Fungi; Ascomycota; Sordariomycetes; Hypocreales; Bionectriaceae.
AUGCCUCCGAUGCGUCCCCAUACCAAGUCUCGGACAGGCUGCACCAAUUGCAAGCGCCGUAAAGUCAAGUGUGAUGAAGGACGGCCGGAAUGCUUCAACUGCAAGCGCCACGGCGUGACAUGCAGCCUCUCGUCCAACGUCGACAUCGGUAGUCCCAAGCGAUCGAAAUUAAUUCCCACGCAGCCUAACAUCCUCCCUGUCUCACCGUUACCCUCAGAGACACUUGAGUCGAGCGUCUCUACUCCUCGGCAUCAUCCUCUUGACCCUCCCGACGCAACAGCCAGCCACAUCGCCCCUUUGCCCCUGGACGACAUCUCCAGCCGGACUUUCGAACUCGUGCAUCACUACAGCACCAUCACAGCAGAUACGCUCUCCAUCCGCCAGGACAUCCGUUACGUGUGGGGAGUCGCCAUUCCCAGAGAGGGCUACAAAAGCACCUACGUCCGCCAUGGUAUCCUCGCCAUGGCUGCCGCCCACAAGGCGUACCUCGCCACCAGCGGCCGAGAGACCUACCUCGCCUUGGCAGACUACCACCAGACAGUGGGCUCAGAGGGCUUCCGGCAUGCGCUGGGAAACAUCACGCGCGACACCUGGUCUCCCAUCUUCAGCUUCUCUUCUCUCGCCAUCUCGUAUCUCUUGACGCUCCCCAUCCGCUGCGAAGAUAUGUACAUCGACGAGCCCGUCUCCCGGUUCCUUGAGCUCAUGGGCCUCGUCCGCGGAAUGAGGACCGCCCUACACACUAUCGUCCCUGGCGUGCUCAGGACCGAAUUCGCCCCCUUAGUGUAUGGCGUGUUCCCCGGCUCGGAGAGCGGCCCUCCCCCAGGACACCCCUCCUUGGAACACUGCCCCCUCCCCCACGAUACCUACGACGCCAUCGCCAAACUCCAAUCCUUCCACGAGCAGGACCUCCCCGCCGCCAGCCAGGCAGACUACCGCUCCGCCAUCGCUCACUUCAUCGAGACAGUCGAGCGCAUCGCCGUCGCGGGCGCGCACUACGAGUGCGGCGCCGUCCUCGUCUGGCCGUACCAGGUUGAGACGAGCCUGCUGGCCGAUCUGAAGGCGCGAAGGCCGCACGGCCUGCUUGUCCUGGCGUAUUACUGCGUGUUCCUCGCGUUGCUAGAGAAGCCGUAUUGGUUCUCGAGGGGGUGGAGCAGGCAGCUGAUGGGGGAGAUUGAGACGAGCUUCGCGGGGCAGCCCAUGUUCUUGGAUAUGCUGAAGUGGCCGAAGAGGAGUGUUGAUGCCCUGCGGGUGGUAUGA